GGAUGCCUCCCGGCGGCGGCGGGCCCAUGAAAGACUGCGAGUACAGUCAGAUCAGCACCCACAGCUCCUCCCCCAUGGAGUCGCCCCACAAGAAGAAGAAAAUCGCGGCCCGGAGGAAAUGGGAGGUUUUCCCGGGAAGAAACAAGUUCUUCUGCAACGGCAGGAUCAUGAUGGCCCGGCAGACGGGCGUCUUCUACCUGACGCUCGUCCUCAUCCUGGUCACUAGCGGACUCUUCUUCGCCUUCGACUGCCCGUAUCUAGCAGUGAAAAUCACCCCCGCCAUCCCCGUGGUUGGUGGCAUCCUCUUCUUCUUUGUGAUGGGGACCCUGCUUCGCACCAGCUUCAGUGACCCAGGAGUCCUUCCGCGAGCCACGCCCGAUGAAGCCGCUGACCUAGAGCGACAAAUAGAUAUCGCAAACGGCACCAGUUCAGGGGGGUACCGCCCGCCUCCCAGAACCAAAGAAGUCAUCAUCAAUGGACAGACUGUGAAACUUAAGUAUUGUUUCACCUGCAAGAUUUUCCGGCCCCCUCGUGCCUCUCAUUGUAGCCUUUGCGAUAACUGCGUAGAACGGUUUGAUCACCACUGUCCCUGGGUAGGCAACUGUGUGGGGAAAAGAAACUACAGAUUUUUUUAUAUGUUUAUUUUAUCUCUGUCUUUUCUGACAGUCUUUAUAUUUGCAUUCGUUAUCACCCACGUCAUUCUUCGUUCACAGCAGACAGGAUUCCUAAACGCGCUUAAGGACAGUCCUGCCACUGUGCUGGAGGCCGUGGUGUGCUUCUUCUCGGUCUGGUCUAUUGUCGGCCUCUCGGGUUUCCACACGUACCUGAUCAGCUCCAACCAGACGACGAAUGAAGAUAUUAAAGGAUCUUGGUCAAAUAAAAGAGGCAAAGAAAAUUACAAUCCCUACAGCUACGGGAACAUCUUCACCAAUUGCUGUGUUGCCCUGUGCGGGCCCAUCUCUCCAAGCCUCAUCGACAGAAGAGGCUACAUCCAGUCCGACACGCCGCAGCCAGCCGCACCGUCCAACGGGAUGGCCGCGUACGGGGCCACGCAGUCACAGAGCGACAUGUGCGACCAGGACCAGUGCAUUCAGAGCACCAAAUUCGUUUUGCAGGCCGCGGCCACGCCCCUGCUGCAGAGCGAGCCCAGCCUCACCAGCGACGAGCUGCACCUGCCCGGGAAGCCGGGCCUGGGCACACCCUGCGCCAGCCUGACGCUCGGGCAGCCCACGCCGCCCUCCUCCAUGCCCAACCUCACCGCCGAGGCGGCGCUCACAGACAUCCUGCCCCUGAAAGACGAGCACGUGGGCCACCAGUUCCUGACCCCGGAGGAAGCGCCCUCGCCGCCGCGGAUGCUGGCGGGCAGCCCCCUGGCCCACAGCCGCACCAUGCACGUGCUGGGGCUGGCCAGCCAGGACUCCCUGCACGAGGACUCGGUGCGCGGGCUGGUGAAGCUCAGCUCCGUGUGACCGCAGCCCGGGGACAAGGGCCGCAGACCACGGGAGCUUGGCCGUGACCCGGUUCCAAGGCGGCGAGGACAACUCCGGGUCCUGGGGCGCCCAGACCCCUCAGAGCGCAAACGGAUGGCCCUUCCAGAAGAGGGCAGGGCCUGAAUGCCUACAGCUUGGGUUGAUGGAACUUUCUUCCCCACCCUGACUGCUUUGAUCACCGUGAAAAUGGAGAAUUGGCUGUUUCCAGGCGGCUGGCAUUUGAGGGGUGGGCCUGGGGAGAGAGGAGCAGCCUCCGGGGCUGCGGGCUGAGCCCAGGAGGAACGGACCCGGCCCGGAUGGCUGCUCUGCGGUCCACCCGCUGCUCUGGGGACAGACACACGGGAAGGUUGAGGACGCUGGUGGCCAGACUGAAUUUGCACUUACAUGUUAUGCUACUAAUAUUUGAACUAGACAUACCAUUCCAUUUGUUAAUUUAAAAACAAAAACAAAAACCUAAAGGGGAUUAAAAAAAAAAAAGACCAGGUCUGGAUUUGCAUGCCACGCUACAUCUGUUUCCAAGUGGUGUUGGUAUUCAAACGGAAAUGCUGCUUGCUUGCUUUCUUUCUUUCUUCUAAUUUGGUGAAUUUUCAAGUGCUGUUUUAGGGGAAGCCAGUGCAGCACAGCGAGGCUCAUGGACAUUGCCGACACGCGCCAGCUUCUCGAGCUUCGCUAGACAGGGGCAGGUGGCGCCCGGGCUGCGGGGCUGCCGGCUUGUGCCCUGUCAAGUAUCAGUUCACCUUCUGUUGGGUAGUUAGACGAGCUUUGUGUCGUACCACGCCUGCCACAGUCUCCACCUCCUUGUGUGACCAAACGUCCUGUGGGCAGCCAAUAAAAUGACGUCCUCUGUUA
Molecule: messenger RNA, 2339 nt
Organism: Mustela lutreola (European mink)
Lineage: Eukaryota; Metazoa; Chordata; Mammalia; Carnivora; Mustelidae
Gene: ZDHHC14
Product: zinc finger DHHC-type palmitoyltransferase 14
Exons: 9
Coding region: 3-1469 (488 amino acids)
Biological process (GO): protein targeting to membrane; peptidyl-L-cysteine S-palmitoylation
Cellular component (GO): Golgi apparatus; endoplasmic reticulum
Molecular function (GO): protein-cysteine S-palmitoyltransferase activity
Source: RefSeq, a predicted model, not a curated record